Rana temporaria (common frog) is the source of this 708-nucleotide messenger RNA. RefSeq names its product histone H1.10-like. The record is from RefSeq and is a predicted model, not a curated record. Gene Ontology annotation, cellular component: nucleosome. Bases 67 to 627 code for a protein of 186 amino acids. Gene Ontology annotation, biological process: nucleosome assembly. The transcript has 2 exons. Gene Ontology annotation, molecular function: DNA binding; structural constituent of chromatin. NCBI's taxonomy places the organism in Eukaryota, Metazoa, Chordata, Amphibia, Anura, Ranidae.
AACUAGACCCCGGAGCCUCCAGCCAGAGCCGCAGCACCCCUCAGAGCCGCCGCUGAUAAGCUCGCCAUGGCACAGCCCGAGGUCGCCCCCGCCGCCAGCAGGCACGCCAAGUCCGCCUCCGCCGCCGCUUCAGCCGCUAAGAAGUCCGGCAAGAAGAAGAAGAACCAGCCCGGCAAGUACAGCCAGCUGGUGGUGAACUCCAUCCGCAAGCUGGGCGAGAGGAACGGCUCCUCCCUGGCCAAGAUCUACGGCGAGGCCAAGAAGGUGACCUGGUUCGACCAGCAGAACGGCCGCACCUACCUCAAGUACUCGGUGAAGGCGCUGGUCCAGAACGACACCCUGGUCCAGGUCAAGGGGGUCGGCGCCAACGGCUCCUUCCGACUCAACAAGAAGAAGCUGGAGGGGCUGGCCGUGCCCAAGAAAGCCCCCGCCGCCAAGCCAGCCGCUAAGAAGCCGGCGCCCAGCACCCCCAAAAAGACCCCCGCCAAGAAGGCCAAGCCCGCCGCCAAGAAAGCCAGCCCCAAGCCGGCCGCCAAGAAGGUGAAGAAGUCCCCCCGCAAGGCGGCCAAGAAGGUGGUGAAGAAGGCGGCCAAGCCCAAGGCGCUGAAAGCCAAGAAGGCCAAAUAGAUGGACUUACAUUUUUGGGACUAAAAAAAAAAACUUUUGUUAUUAUUUGAUGAGAACUUUAUCGUCCAUUUUUUUAUUUUA